Messenger RNA from Scomber japonicus (chub mackerel), 2470 nucleotides. It is a transcript of the gene ada2a, whose product is annotated as adenosine deaminase 2a. The transcript has 10 exons. NCBI's taxonomy places the organism in Eukaryota, Metazoa, Chordata, Actinopteri, Scombriformes, Scombridae. Gene Ontology annotation, biological process: adenosine catabolic process; inosine biosynthetic process. The record is from RefSeq and is a predicted model, not a curated record. Gene Ontology annotation, molecular function: adenosine deaminase activity. The coding region runs from base 266 to 1783 and encodes 505 amino acids.
CCAGUAGCCUUUCCUCGUCGCUGUUAUUGUUAGCUUGUUUAUUUUCACAACAUUAACAUGUAUUUGACGAAAGCCUGACGUUACAUGCAACUUUAGCUUUAUCUCCAACUGACACGGUCCUGCAGGUUUUAUUUUGGUCCGCUGUGUUGAAACCGACUCUGAAUUGGACUGUUUACAACACGUCGUCAACAGCUGUCGAGUCAGCAGCUACUCAUCAUAUUGAUAUAUAGCAAACAAUAAGUAAGAUUCACACAUUGUCUGGACCAUGGCAGUUCAGCUGCAGCGCUCCUACACGGCUGUGGCCUGUCUGCUGCUGUACUAUUUGUCAUCUGGCCUGUCCAUCCCAGACCCCAGGCUGAGAGAGGCUCUCAUACAGCUGGAGAUCUCCAUGCAGACAGGCGGGCAAAUGGUGUUGAAUGAUGCUGAGAAACAGUUGGACGCUCGUCUGUUUAAAAUGAAGCAGGAGGAGAUAAUGAGAGCAGACUUUCCUCCCGCCAUGCACUUCUUCAAGGCCAGACACCUCAUCAGGACCAGUCCCAUAUUCAGCCUUCUGCAAAAAAUGCCUAAAGGGGGAGCUCUCCACAUACAUGACUUCGCCAUGAUCGAUGUGGAGUGGCUAGUGAAGAACGUCACAUAUCGGCCUCACUGUUACAUUUGCUUCACUGACAACCAGUCCAUCAGGUUCAUCUUCUCAUCCAGCUUACCUAAGCCUAUACCACACUGCUCUGCCUGGACCCUGCUGGAAAACCUCAGGGCCAAGACAGCCAACACCACAGAUCUGGACAACAGCAUCAUGGGCAACCUGACGCUCUUCACUGAUAAGGAUCCAGAGACAGUGUACCCCAGCCAGGAUGUGGUAUGGAGCAGGUUUGAACAAGCCUUCUAUGCACUCUGGGGUCUGGUCACAUAUGCCCCUGUGUUCAGAGACUAUUACUACCAAGGCCUGAGUGAAUUCUACAGGGACAAUAUCAUGUAUCUGGAGCUCCGGGCUCUGCUCCCUGAGAUAUACGAGUUGGACGGCAGCACUCACGACAAAGCCUGGGCUCUAAAGACCUACCAGGAGAUCACCAGACAGUUCACGGCAGACCACCCAGACUUCUUUGGAGCAAGAAUCAUCUUCACAGUCCACAGGGGAGUAAAUGCAACUGUAAUGACUGGAGUUGUGAAGGAAGCAAUGACGCUGCAGAGAGACUUCCCAGAUAUCAUGGCUGGUUUUGACCUGGUAGGCCGUGAGGACUCAGGCAGACCCCUGUGGUAUUUCAGAGAGGCCCUGUCACUGCCAGUAGAGAAAGGGGUGACACUUCCUUUCUUUUUCCAUGCUGGUGAGACUGAUCUCGAGGGCACAGAAGUGGACCAGAACUUGUUGGAUGCUCUUUUGUUGAACACUUCACGCAUUGGCCAUGGAUUUGCUCUGCUUCGCCACCCAGUGGCCAGAGAUCUCUCCAGGAAGAGAGGGGUGGCUGUGGAAGUGUGCCCCAUCUCCAACCAGGUAUUGAAGCUGGUAAAUGACAUGCGAAACCACCCAGCAGCUGCGCUGAUGUCAGAGAACCACCCAGUCGUCAUCAGCUCUGAUGACCCUGCCAUGUUCGGUUCCUCUGGCCUCUCUUAUGACUUCUAUGAGGCUUUUGUGGGCUUUGGUGGGAUUAGAUCCCAUAUAGGCUCCCUCAAAGAGUUGGCCAUGAACUCUAUUAGGUAUAGUUCUUUGAACCCAAAGCAACAGGAAAAGGCCCUGGCUCUGUGGCAGAGAAGAUGGGAUAAGUUUGUCUCUGAAAAUGCUUUUUAGGAAGAAAACAUUUUUAAUGCUAUCAGGCCUUAAUAUUCCUUUGAGAAAGGAAAGUAUUGACCCAUGAAGUACAAAUGGAAAUAGGAUAGUAAACACUGCUGUGCAUGAGCAGGUUUAUGGGGCACAAAUAAAGAGAGUGAAGCUACUUUUAGAGGAGACUGUGGAGCUGCUGUGAGUAUGAGCCAUGUACCACAAAAAAAGGAACAUUACUUGAACUACACAGAAGGUGUAGCCUCAAUCAAAAGGAAUCUUAUGUCUAGUCAUUCAGAAGUUAUGUAUAUGAAUGUAUUUGCACUUUAAGAUUCAGAUUUGCCAAUGUACAAUAACAGUGCCAGACAGCAAUUUUAACCGUUAAAGUGCUGAAUGCUGUAUGAUUUCUCUUUGUAGUAUGUUUGCGGUUCGCUUGUGCUUUGUAAUAAGAUAAUAGGUAGAUUGUUAAAAGGUGUGUGAAAUUCUUUGGGCUGUGAAAAAGCUGUUCUUAAAAAGGACACCGUUCAUUUUAUACAGUUUUAUGUUGUUUUUUACUUGAAUAUCGUUUGUUAGAUUUUUAGCUCGAUAAAACUGUUCUUUUGUCACAUAUUAUUAAAUUUAUUUUAAAAAAUACCUGUGAAAAAGUUUCACAUCAUCCAGACAUUUAAAAGUUGAGAACUGUCUGAAUUAACUUUGACGUGAUUAAAAGAAGCUGAU